AUGAACUCAGAUUUGCUGUCGUUGGCCCAGGGACGAAAACAGGAGUUGCUGUCAGCCGACAAAAGAAAGGAUGAAUAUAUUCGAUUCGGUAAAAGAAAAGAUGACUCAGUUGAUUACGUACUUUUCUCGGUGCUUGAUAAUGAAAACAAGUUUAAGGUAAUUUGCCUGCAGUAG
Molecule: messenger RNA, 174 nt
Organism: Enterobius vermicularis (human pinworm)
Lineage: Eukaryota; Metazoa; Nematoda; Chromadorea; Rhabditida; Oxyuridae
Source: the annotation of a GenBank genome assembly